AUGCCCGCUUCACAGCUCCUCGACGUCCUUUACUGGCUGGAGUGCAUUCAAGACGGCACUGUGGACUCAAAGUUCUGGUGCGGUCGCUGCCACGAGCGCCCCGGUGACAUCUGCUUCAUGUGCGUGUCCGUGGAGGGCAUCACCUCGCCAAGCGUGGUGCUCGCUCUCAUUCACAAGGGCCACGACCAGCAGGAUAUCUCGGACAUGGCCGCUGUGUUUGAAGAGAUCAGCCAGUGCCAGCGCAACCAGAACAUCCUGGAGAGCCUGGACCUCUUUGCUCCUGGCAUCCUUUGA
Vanrija pseudolonga is the source of this 294-nucleotide messenger RNA. RefSeq lists its product as uncharacterized. Bases 1 to 294 code for a protein of 97 amino acids. The record is from RefSeq and is a predicted model, not a curated record. The transcript has 2 exons. NCBI's taxonomy places the organism in Eukaryota, Fungi, Basidiomycota, Tremellomycetes, Trichosporonales, Trichosporonaceae.